GGAGCGCGCAGCUCGGCAAUCUGUGCUGUGUCCAAUCACAGCUGAUCGCAUGUAAAUAGGGAAAUGCCGGUUAUCAGGAGAGCUGGUAAUCGGCAUCCCUCGGAGGGGACAUGUACACUGAUCAUCAGGGCACUGAUGAUCAGUGUUCCCUGAUGAUCAGUGUAGCCCCAGCAGUGUCACCUGUCAGUGUCCAUCAAUGUCUCAUAUCAGUGCCUACCAGUGCACAUCAAUGCCACAUAUCAGUGCCCAUCUGAGCUGCCUGUCAGUGUCACCUAUCAGUGCCAGUCAGUGCUGCCUUUCAGUGCCCAUCAGUGAUGCUUAUCAAUGCCCAUCAGUG
Messenger RNA from Staurois parvus, 337 nucleotides. The record is from the annotation of a GenBank genome assembly. Lineage: Eukaryota; Metazoa; Chordata; Amphibia; Anura; Ranidae.